AUGGGGAGUGAAACUGGCAGUGCUGCCUCGUCCAAGCGAGAAACGUUUCCAGCUUGGGCAAGAGAUGUGAAACAAUGUGAAGAGAAGUACCAAGUGAAUCGAGAACUUGGAUUAUCGAGUGCCGAGGUUGAAAAAAGGAGGCAGAUUUGUGGAUGGAAUGAGUUAGAAAAACACGAGACGACAUCGAUGUUUAAACUACUUUUGGAGCAAUUUAAUGACACAUUAGUUAGGAUACUACUGGCUGCUGCAAUUAUAUCGCUUGUUUUAGCUUGGUAUGAUGGUGAAGGAGGGGAGAAGGAGAUAACAGCUUUUGUGGAGCCACUUGUCAUUUUCUUGAUCUUGAUAGUGAAUGCCAUUGUUGGAAUAUGGCAAGAAAGUAGUGCGGAAAAAGCAUUGGAGGCUUUGAAGGAAAUUCAAUCAGAGCAUGCAAAUGUAAUUCGAGAUGGUAAAAAGGUCUCGAAUUUGCCUGCAAAGGAAUUGAUCCCAGGAGAUAUUGUGGAGUUGAGAGUUGGUGAUAAGGUACCUGCCGAUAUGCGGGUUUUGAGUAUGAUAAGCUCAACUGUAAGGGUUGAACAAGGGUCAUUGACCGGGGAGAGCGAAGCUGUGAGCAAGACAGUGAAGGUUGUUCCCGAGAAUUCGGAUAUUCAAGGGAAGAAAUGUAUGGUUUUUUCUGGAACAACUAUGGUCAAUGGAAACUGUCUUUGCUUGGUCACCGAGAUAGGCAUGAAUACAGAAAUUGGGAAGGUGCAUUCACAGAUUCAUGAAGCAUCACAAAGUGAGGUAGAUACCCCAUUAAAGAAGAAGUUGAAUGAGUUUGGAGACCUUUUAACUCUGAUAAUUGGACAGAUUUGUUUAUUGGUUUGGCUUAUUAAUGUGAAAUAUUUUCUUUCUUGGGAAUAUGUCGAUGGUCGGCCAACAAACUUUAAGUUCUCAUUUGAGAAGUGCACAUAUUACUUUAAAAUUGCUGUGGCAUUGGCUGUUGCUGCAAUUCCAGAAGGUUUACCAGCAGUUAUUACAACAUGUUUGGCACUAGGAACCCGAAAGAUGGCUCAAAAGAAUGCACUUGUCCGCAAGUUGCCUAGUGUUGAGACUCUCGGUUGCACAACUGUUAUCUGUUCUGAUAAGACGGGAACUUUAACCACCAAUCAAAUGGCUGUUUCAAAGCUUGUUGCUGUAGGUUCAAGGUGUGGCACUCUGCGAUCUUUUGAGGUGGAAGGGACUACUUAUGAUCCUUCUGAUGGGAAAAUACAAAGCCGGCCUAUUGAUGGAAUGGAUGCCAAUCUUGAAAUGAUAGCUAAGAUUUGUGCUGUUUGCAACGAUGCGGGUGUUGAGCAAUCUGGGAAUAAAUUUGUUGCCACUGGAAUGCCUACAGAGGCAGCACUAAAGGUUCUCGUUGAGAAAAUGGGAGUUCCUGAGAAGUAUGGCUCCUCUUCAGGUCAUGGGGAUAUUCAACGCUGCUGUCAACUGUGGAACAAAAUGAUGAAAAGGAUUGCAACACUCGAGUUUGACCGUGAUCGAAAGUCUAUGGGAGUCAUUGUGAAUUCCAGCUUAGGGAAAAAGUCAUUGCUAGUAAAGGGUGCUGUGGAGAAUUUAUUGGAGAGAAGCUCUUUUAUCCAACUACUUGAUGGCUCUGUCGUAGAACUAGAUCAAUAUUCAAGGGAUCUCAUCUUACAGAUCCUUCGUGAAAUGUCAACCGAUGCAUUGCGUUGCCUUGGUUUCGCAUAUAAGGAGGAGCUUCAUGAGUUUGCAACAUAUAAUGGUGAUGAAGAUCAUCCAGCUCAUCAGCUCUUGCUUAAUCCCUCCAAUUAUUCUUCAAUUGAGAGCAACCUUAUUUUCGUUGGUUUAGUUGGGCUAAAGGAUCCUCCUCGGAAAGAGGUUCGUCAAGCAAUUGAGGACUGCAAAGUGGCCGGGAUUCGCGUUAUGGUUAUUACAGGAGACAAUAAGAACACGGCAGAAGCUAUUUGUCGUGAGAUCGGUGUAUUUGGAUCUCAUGAAGAUAUCAGUUCAAGAAGCAUAACCGGAAGGGAGUUUAUGGAUCAUCCUGAUCAGAGAAAUCACCUGAGACAGAGUGGAGGUCUAUUGUUUUCUCGGGCCGAGCCAAGGCACAAACAGGAAAUAGUGAGAUUGCUGAAGGAGGGUGGUGAAGUGGUUGCAAUGACAGGCGAUGGAGUUAAUGAUGCUCCUGCCUUGAAGCUGGCCGAUAUUGGAAUAGCAAUGGGCAUUGCUGGGACAGAGGUUGCAAAGGAGGCCUCUGACAUGGUGUUAGCAGAUGAUAACUUCAGCACUAUAGUUGCAGCAGUUGGUGAGGGAAGAUCCAUUUACAACAACAUGAAGGCUUUUAUAAGGUACAUGAUCUCCUCCAAUAUCGGCGAGGUUGCUUCGAUAUUUUUAACAGCGGCUUUGGGUAUUCCAGAGGGCAUGAUCCCAGUUCAGCUUCUCUGGGUUAAUCUCGUUACUGAUGGACCGCCAGCAACUGCUCUCGGAUUCAAUCCCCCAGACAAGGAUAUAAUGAAGAAGCCUCCCAGAAGAAGCAAUGACUCAUUAAUCACUGCUUGGAUCUUGUUCCGCUACCUUGUGAUUGGAUCCUACGUCGGGUUAGCCACAGUUGGGGCAUUCAUCAUAUGGUACACACACCAUAGCUUCAUAGGCAUUGACCUGAGCUUAGAUGGGCAUAGUCAGGUUACUUACACCCAACUAGCCAACUGGGAUCAAUGUUCUUCCUGGGAAAAUUUCACAGCGUCACCAUUCACAGCAGGUUCUCAAGUAUUCAACUUUGAUACGAACCCGUGCGAUUAUUUUAAAUCCGGAAAGAUCAAAGCAUCAACACUUUCACUCUCUGUUUUGGUCGCCAUUGAAAUGUUCAAUUCCCUGAACGCCCUAUCUGAAGAUGGAAGCUUGUUGACGAUGCCUCCUUGGGUCAACCCAUGGCUCCUUUUGGCCAUGUCGAUCUCAUUCGGGCUCCAUUUCAUGAUUCUGUACGUACCAUUCCUUGCACAAAUAUUUGGGAUUGUUCCACUCAGCCGCAACGAAUGGUUCCUGGUAUUGGCAGUUGCUUUCCCGGUCAUUCUGAUCGAUGAGAUUCUCAAAUUCAUUGGAAGAAGGACAACUGGGUUACGACAUUCUCCUGCAAAUAAACCUUCGAAGCGUAAAAGUGAUUGA
Molecule: messenger RNA, 3159 nt
Organism: Hibiscus syriacus
Lineage: Eukaryota; Viridiplantae; Streptophyta; Magnoliopsida; Malvales; Malvaceae
Product: calcium-transporting ATPase 4, endoplasmic reticulum-type-like
Exons: 8
Coding region: 1-3159 (1052 amino acids)
Biological process (GO): intracellular calcium ion homeostasis; calcium ion transmembrane transport
Cellular component (GO): membrane
Molecular function (GO): P-type calcium transporter activity; ATP hydrolysis activity; ATP binding
Source: RefSeq, a predicted model, not a curated record